AUGUGUAUCUCCAUGCUGGGAGAAGAUGUAUUUGCUUGUUUCUGCAGGCAUUCUGUAGCAAAAAUUGUGGCCAUCCAUGAUUAUGAGAGAAAACUGUACAAGGCAUACUUUCCUUCUGAACUCUUUAAUCCCUCCCCCCUUACAUGUCUAGAUGCUCAUACACAACCUAACACCGAGCCCUUAAUAUUUGGUUAUGCUAGUAUGCCGGGGCUGGCAGAUCCAAAAUUAUGCUACGUUCUUGAUGGGAUCCUCUUCAUUUAUGCUAUAAUCAUCACAGCCUUUUUUGUAAAAGAAAAGUUAAGCAAAGGCUCUCCCGAACCCUCACAAACUCAGGGCCCUGAUGACCUAUACAAUAAAUUGUCUCACGGACGCAGAGAUGAGUAUGAUAUGCUAGGAGCUAAGAGAGACACUGAUGUUGAAGUGGGAGGGAGAAACCAGCACAGAAGAAAGAAUCCUCAGGAUAGAGUUUACUCUUCUCUACAGAGGGAUAAGAUGGGUGAAGCUUACAGUGAAAUUGGAAAGAAAGGAGAGAGGCGCCGAGGUAAAGGCAAUGAUGCUGUUUACCAGGGACUCAGCUCAGCAACAAAGGAUACCUAUGAUGCUCUUCAAAUGCAGCCAAUGCCUUACUAGCCACAGCAGGAUCCAACAAGACAGA
Messenger RNA from Gekko japonicus, 655 nucleotides. RefSeq names its product CD247 molecule (gene CD247). Bases 1 to 630 code for a protein of 209 amino acids. Gene Ontology annotation, molecular function: transmembrane signaling receptor activity. The record is from RefSeq and is a predicted model, not a curated record. Lineage: Eukaryota; Metazoa; Chordata; Lepidosauria; Squamata; Gekkonidae. Gene Ontology annotation, biological process: cell surface receptor signaling pathway. The transcript has 9 exons. Gene Ontology annotation, cellular component: membrane.